Molecule: messenger RNA, 3659 nt
Organism: Nasonia vitripennis (jewel wasp)
Lineage: Eukaryota; Metazoa; Arthropoda; Insecta; Hymenoptera; Pteromalidae
Gene: Alg12
Product: probable Dol-P-Man:Man(7)GlcNAc(2)-PP-Dol alpha-1,6-mannosyltransferase
Exons: 8
Coding region: 194-3196 (1000 amino acids)
Biological process (GO): protein N-linked glycosylation
Cellular component (GO): endoplasmic reticulum membrane
Molecular function (GO): alpha-1,6-mannosyltransferase activity
Source: RefSeq, a predicted model, not a curated record
GCUUCGAAGCAGACGACGACGUGCCGCCGUCGUGUGUGGAUUUGGCUCUGGAUAAGACACAUCGCCGUUUUUCCAACAACGUCACACACCCGCACGCACGUUUCUUUCGAAAUUCCUCCUUUUCUACGCAAAUGCCGAACUGAUCUGCCCGACACUUUUGAUGCUGCACUGCUGAACGCAACAGUCUCGAGUCAUGGAGCAGCUGGUGAUAUUGAUAGCGGCGAUACACUUGCUCUACUGUCCGUUCACCAAAGUCGAAGAAAGUUUCAAUCUCCAAGCUAUGCACGACCUUUUGUAUCAUGGUUCUAAUUUAAACGAGUAUGACCAUCAUGAGUUUCCUGGGGUGGUGCCAAGAACAUUUCUGGGACCAAUAGUAAUAUCAGCCGUUGCUUCACCAGCUGUUGCUGCUGUCAAAUAUUGGAAACUUAAUAAAUUCUUUUCUCAGUACAUUGUAAGAGCUGUUCUAGGCUUGACGGUGAUAGCAACUCUGAAAUUAUAUAAAAGUGCUUUGCAAUCAAUUUUUGGUGCUAAAUUAGCAAAGUGGUUCCUUAUCAUCACUGUCACUCAGUAUCACUUUAUGUACUACUUGAGCAGACCUUUGCCAAAUACAAUGGCUAUGCCCCUUGUCCUACUGGCUCUAUACGGAUGGCUAAAACAGAAUCAUGUUUUGUUCAUAUUUUCAUCAGGAGCAGCUAUAAUAAUCUUUAGAGCAGAAAUUGCUAUGCUCUUGGGAUUAUUCUUGCUUUAUGAUAUUGCUUACUUAAAGUUAACGAUACCAAGGGCAUUGAAAAUCAUCAUACCCACUGGGAUAUUUCUCUUGGGUUUGACUAUCACAGUUGACUCUUAUUUCUGGAAACGAGCACUAUGGCCUGAAGGGGAGGUGUUAUAUUUUAAUACCAUCCUCAAUAAGAGUAGUGAAUGGGGUACUUCACCUUUUCUAUGGUAUUUCUAUUCAGCACUUCCCAGGGGUAUGGCACUUUCAUAUUUUCUGGUGCCACUAGGAAUGCUAUGGGAUUCUAGAGUAAGAAUUUUGACAGUACCUGCUAUUGCAUUUGUUCUUCUUUUUUCUUUUUUGCCACACAAAGAAUUAAGGUUCAUAAUGUACGUAUUCCCUCUACUGAAUGUCAGUGCUGCAGUAGUUUGCCACCGCAUAUGGGAAAACAGAGCUAAAUCAACCUGGAAUAGUCUGUUAGCUUUAAUUAUAGUUGGGCAUCUAGUUUUUAAUGCUAUGUUCUCAAUGUUCUUGCUAUGUUUGGCUGGUUUAAAUUAUCCUGGAGGCCAGGCAAUAGCUAGAUUACACAGGCUUGAAAGGGAUUCUCCCACACCAGUUCAUGUUCAUAUUGAUGUUUUGACCGCACAAACAGGAGUUUCUAGAUUUACACAGACUAAUCCCUCAUGGAUUUAUUCAAAGCAAGAAAACUUGACAAUAUAUGACCCAGAGAUGUUGAAAUUUACACAUUUGUUAAUUGAAGCCAAAAGCAAAUAUUCUCCAAACAUCAAACCUUACUUGAAAACUCAUUAUAUUUUGGACUCGGUAGAUGCCUAUUCGAAUAUAGAAAUCAAUUACAACUCCAUGUUUCCUCCUAUUAGGAUAAAAACCAAGCCAACAAUUUUCAUUCUCAAAAGAAAUGAAAACAUAAUUUAUGAACCUCAAAGAGCCAAAGAUAAAGAUGAAAUUGCCAAUGAUGAGAGCAUUACAGAAAAUACGAAUAAUAUGAUGUACGAUGAAAAUUUAAUGUACAGUUCUUCAGAAAUAGAUGAAGAAACGGUACUUUUUGAAGAAAUUGAGAAAUCAUCUAAAAUCAUCAUGACAGAGAGUGAUGAACAAGUGGAAGGAAUAUUCGAUAUUUUAUAUUCAAAAAAUAAUUUAAAAGAUACUUUCAAUUCAAAUGUUCAAGCUCAAGAUGAUAAUGAACCACAAGAAUCGCCGUCUAAUAAUAUUCCUCCAGAAUCUGAAAAUUCAAAUGACAAUAAUGUAAAAAUUCCAAAGCAAUCUUUGCAAGAAAGUGAAGCAAAACCAGAGAUUGAAAAUCUUGAAACAAAUAUCAAAUCUCAGGAAAAUGAAAUUAAUGCAGAUAAUACCAUAGUUGCUUCGCAAGUUGAGAAAUUAGAUUCUACCAAAAAAACUGUUAGUGUCAAAGCUGCUGUAAAGAAAAUAGUGCAGUCAACGACAAAGAAGACUGUAACAGAAGAGUCCAUUACUAUCAACAAAAAGAAAAAUGCUGAAUUAAAUGAAAACGAAACCACUAAUUUACAAACAGACAAUAUUGAUUCACCACUAGAAUCAUCUGACAAUAAUAUCAAACUAAAUGAUAUUAAAAAUGCAGUAAAAAAACUUGUAAAAAAUAGGCAGCCAAAAAUUCUGGAUGGUAUAAGUACUCAAGAAAAGCAAAAAGAACCAAGCAAGGAUUAUAUUAAUACUCAAGAAAAUAUAUUGAACGAUGGCCGUAAAACUAUAAGUGUAAAAGAUGCAGUAAAAAAACUUAUGAAAGAAAAGCAAAAUGAGAAAAAAUUAAAAUCCGAAAGUAAUGUACAGAUUGACAUUAAUACUGAUAAGCCACAAACAGUGAGAAAAAUAAUCCAAGAAAAAAAGAAGAGUCCGCCCAAGACAAAAAUAUUACAAAUGGAUAAGACUGUCAAUGCAGAAUCAGUUGAGAGCGAAAUAAAUCAAAAUCAAAAAGUGUCUAAUGUCAAAGAAACAAUUAGAAAUAUUAUAAAUCAAUUUAAAGAAUUUGAAAAUAAUUUUGUUUCAGAAGAUAAAGAUAUCUUGAAAACGUGGUUGGAUAAUGAAACAGAUAUUUUGACUGAAGACUCCAAUGAUAAAAAUUUACCUGAAACUGAAAAUGUUUCAAAAAGUCAAGACGAAAAAGGGACCAGAAAUCCAAAAGAAAGCUUGAAAGAAAUAUUAGAGCUAUUUAAAGAACUGAAAACAGAAUUGGUCUCAGAAGAAGACACCAUAUUUGAUGAUAUUACGAAUUUAAAUUUAGAACAGCCUAUUUCUGAAACUCUGAUGCUUUUCAAUGAGGCAUUGAGAACAUUAGUUCAACAAAGAAAGCUCAAAUUGACUGAAUCUUUAAGUAAUACACGCAAAGAUGAUCAGCUACAAUCUCAAUCACACAAAAAAAUUAAAGCUGCAAAUAUUAAUUCUAAAGAAAAUCAACAAAAAAGAGGAAAUUCAAAUCUUCAAGUAGAAUGAGUUUUUUGAAACUAAUUAUUGAGAAAUCACAAGACUUACAAAAAUUACUGACUCUUGGAAAAAAAAAAUAUAUUAUUGACUUUUCAUCCCAAUAAGUGUCAGUAAUAAAUGCAAGUUUAAAAUAUAAAUAAAGACUUCGAACUUGCAAUAUUGAAAAUGUACAAAAAAUAAGUAGGGAUAGAUUUUUGUAUUGCAAAAUAUAAUUACUUAUAAUGAUAGAUUAUAAUGAUAGACAUUGUAAAUAUACUUGAUUCUGUGAUAAUAGUGUUACAUGCCUAACACAAAUUUGAUGUUAUAUUGACAUUUUCAAGAAUUGAGUCAGUGUAAGCACGUAUCCAACACUUGAAAUACACAAUGUAUUGAAAGAACUGAAAAUCACUUAUGCAGAUGUGCCUUAUAAAACUAUAACUUUUUAUCAAAUACCAUGUUAAUAUUUGAAUAAAAAUAUUUUAUUGAUAUUACA